AUAAUUGACACAACAAUUAUCCAUAUAAUUGUUCAUUAUUUUCAAAAACUAUAAUUGUAGUUGACGAAUCAUUUUCAUAGAAAAAUCGAAUAAAAUCCUACCAUAUUCGUAGGAUGGCUGAAGAAUCAUCAGCUAAUUCAUCGUCAACGACGACGAUAACUUCGACAUCAACAUCAGACCAAAAUGAUAGUGAUGAUAAUGUAAAAAUAUCGACAUCGGUGGCAAUAUCAACAACCUGUAUUGGUUUGAAAAUAACACCAAAAGAGGAGGAGUGUUCGGUUCUUAAUGUAGAAAAUAAUGUUAAAGAUAAUGUUGAAGAAUUCUGUGAUAAACAACAACAACCAACGGAAACAACAGCAACAACGAUGACGAUAAUCAAAAAUGAAAAUGUGAAUAUGAAUGUUCCUCCAGAUUUAUCAUCAUUAUCAGAUACAAAUAUGCUAACAAAAAUUGAUGAAACAAAUGCAAUGGAGAUUGAUACACAAUCGUCAUCAUCGAAUAUUCAAAUGGAAACAAGCAAUGAAAAUGUUCCUUUAUCAAGGACAUCACAACAAUCUUCACUAAACAUUGUGAUCGUAAAUGAUUUCGAACAGAUCGAAAUCAGUAAUAACGAUAAUGAAGAUAUUGAAAUGCAGUCAAGAAAUCCCGUUACAACAGCAGACGAUGUUUCUUGUAGUGACAAAACUAACAAUAAUAAUAAUAAUAAUAAUAACGAUACCGUCCAACAAUUUCAGGAACAUCAAUCUGUUCACCAUCCUCCUGUAACGGAUUCAAUUAAUGAUGAACAAGAUCAUGGAUUGCAACAGCAAUUAUCAUCAUCAUCGGAAACGAAUUGUAAUGAUGAACAGCAGGAUAGAUCAGAUGAGCUAAAUGAAUCAAAAUUAUUAAUGUCAAAUAAUAAAAAUAUUAAUGAGCUUCAUGAUGUUGAUUCUUCGAUUCAAUCGCAUCCAACAUCAUUAUCAUCAUCAUCUUCAUCAUCAUCAUCGAUGAUCUCAUCAUCCACACCACCUCCGCCAUUAUUAGAUGGUCAUUAUGAUUAUAAAACUUCCAAUCAGAUGCCUUUAACUUCAUCAUCAUCUCCAACAAUAUCGAUGAUCGAAACAUGCACAACAAUCGAUCAACAGACGAUGGAAAAUUCAUGUUCAUCUUCAUCAUUAUCAUCAUCAUCAUCUUCAACGAUCACAACGCAAUCUAAAAUCGAUUGCAACAAAAUAACGGAAACAUCAACUGCCUCCAAUAAUGAUAAUAAUAUAAAUAAAAAUCAUAUUGAUUCGAAUUUACUCAAUGAAGAAGAUGAGGAGAGAAUAUUACAGCCAUGCGCAGAUGAACAUACGGCAAUUGUUGAAAUUUUUUCUGAAGAAUUUCUUCUUGGAAAUGAUCAUGCUACAAAUGUGCCAUGUUCGAAGCCUGAUAAUGAUGUAACGAAAGAAAAAUUCGAAGAUGUGGAUAAAUUGUUAUCUCCCAGUAUAGCACCGACAACGACAAUGAUUGCAACAACAAUGAACGAUACCGAUAGCAAUGUUCAAUUUCAAGCACAUGAAUCGACAAAUUAUGAUCAAAAUAAUGAUAAUGGUGAUAUUGAUGAGAUAUUGGAUCAACAUGCAUCUGCUGAUCUAUUCGAAAGUGUCAAAUUCUCCCUAUGUGAGACUGUUUCCGAUUCUGAUAAAAUCAAAAAAAUUAUGGUCGGACAUGGUGCAAAGUUUCUAAAUUAUCUUUCAGAUUCUGCAACUUAUUUUAUUGCUGAUGAUCCUGAUCAUCCAAGUGUUAGUGAAGCAAUCGAUAUUUUUGAAAAACCAGUCCUCACUAGUCAAUGGGUUUGGCUUUCAUUACGUGCCAACCGAAUGCUUCCUAUCGAACCAUUUAUAUUGAUCGAUUCGAACAAUGAUCGAUGCAAUCGAUUAUUUUCAAACAUUGUUGCCUGUGCCAGCCAGAUUUCAUUGAAUGAUUUGAAAAAUUUAUGGUCAAUGCUAAGCUAUUAUGGAGGCAAAUUUCAAUUACAUUUAGAUCAUAAUUGUACACAUUUGUUAACGACAAAAAUUUUUGGCAAGAAAUAUGAAAUAGCCGCAAAAGAAUCAUCAUUUGAAAAAAUUCAUAUAGUUACACCAGAUUGGAUUAUCGAUUCGAUUAAACAGCAAAAAUUAUGUGAUGAAAAACGUUAUCAUCCCAGAUUGUUGAUUGAUUAUCAUCAAAAUGUACAUGGACGGAAUUCUUCGCUCAAAAAUGCUAAGUCAUCAAAUACAAUGGCCAUAAAGCAUUCUAUAAAAUCUGAACAACUGCAGGAUUGCGAUAAUUCAAAAACAUCAUUGACAAAUUCAACGCCAGCAAUCAAAUCGGUUACCAUGUCCAUUUCAACUGAAGCUGUAGUAACGGCGAAAAAAUCUUCAAAUGAUGUUCCCAUAACGACUGCGACAGCCACCAUGAUAAAAUCGUCAUCGCAUUCACUAUCGCCUACAUUAUCAUCACCUUCAUCUACAUCUCAACCAACAAAGCCUUCAUUCGUUCCGGCCUCAACAGCUACAGUGCCUCAUUGUUCACAACCACCACAACAACAAUCUCAUGCCCAACCACAAUCAUUAUUAGCAUCAAAACAGUAUCAUUCUCAGCAACAGAUUCGGCAUCAUUCAUCACAACAAGUGAUGGUAAACAACAAUACUUCAAAUGUUCAAACGAUGCAGCAACCGCCGAAUCAACAUUCACAACGGUUGCCGUUGCAUCAAUUCCAGCAACAAAUUCGUCAACCAUUGGUCCAUUCAAUCAAAAAUCCGAACAUAGGACCUCAAUCACAGCAGAAUAUAGUGCAACAGCCCCAACAACCUCCGCGAGAAAUAGUGCCUCCAAUGUGUCAGCAGCAACAACAACAACAGCAGAUAAUGUCAACGCAUCAGCCUACUGGUUCAGCUUAUCCACAUCUUCAACAAGGUUCGGGUCAACAGUAUACACCUCCUCAAAUGAUCCCAAAUCAAUCACCCGGUCCACAACAAGUGUACAUUCAACAACAACAACAACAAUCAGCUAUGUAUCAACAACAAAAUCAACAGCAAUAUCGAGGACAAUAUGUUCCUGGACCACAACAGCAGCAAAUGAUGUCGCAAAGAAUGCUGUCUCCAUCAUCCAAUUCAGGAAUGAUGCAACAACAAUAUCGUUCACAACAACCUCAACAAGCCCAAUUUUCUCCUAAUUCGCAACAGCAACAAUUUCGUCCAAGACAACCGAUUCCGAAACAACAACAGUAUGUUAAUAGACCUCCACAAAUGGUUCCUGUUGGACCACAACAGCAAUAUAUGGUGAAUAAUCAAGCAAAUAAAACGAAUCCACCACAACAACAACAACAACAAAUGGUUCGAAUGAUUCAGCCUCCACAACAACAGUCACAACAGUUUUCCAAUCAAUCCAAUUAUGCUGGAAAUCAUCAAUCAUCGAAUAUUCCUGCACAUCCAUCUCAGCUUCAAAACCAACAACGAAUGUCAAUGUUGAGGAUUUCGGUUCCGCCGCAACAGCAACAAAUCCUAAACAGUAAUCAACAGUCACCAGUCCAACCUCAUCCGGUUUGUCAAUCCCCAUCCGGUGGUGGUACCUCUAUGAUGAAUUAUGUUCAACAAUCUAAACCUGGAGUCCGACCAGGUAUGAUGAUUCCGAAUAAUGCUAAUGGUGGUCUAUCGCAGCAACAGCAGCAGACUCGACCAGCCGGAAUGAUGAUGAGACCCAUGCAACCCUAUUCUUCUCAACAACAACAACAAAUGGGUCCAACAGGUCAUGCAAUGCAACAAAUGUCCACAAGGCUACCACAGACACCUACUGGUGGACAACAACCAAUGUCUCCACAGCAACUUCAAUUCAUUCGACAACAGCGAUGGUCGCAACCAGAUUAUAAUCAACAACAGCAACAGUAUACAAGGCCACAAGUGAUCCCACCUGGAGUUCAGCAACAGCAGGCUUGGAUUCGACAGCCGAUUCAGCAAUCACAACAUAGAUUUCCACUUCAACAACCUCAGCAGCAGCAACAUGUAUCACAGGGACAAAUGAUUCGAAUGGUAACAAAACCGAUGCCGCCUAAUCCAUCCAAUCUAUCACCUCAACAACAGCAGCAAUUCUAUGAUCCAUCAUCAUCAUUAUUGAUGAAUAAUAAGGUUAGAGCUAAUAUUAAUCAUAGCCCACAACAUCAUCAACAGGAUUCUGCUAUCGCUGUGCAGCAAUCAGCAAACAGCGUCAUUCAUAAUCAACAAUCACCAAUGGUUUCAAUACAGGCAAUGAAUAGUCCAAACAAUAAUUCUAUGAUUCCAUCGCCGGUAGCAUCAUCUCAACAGCAAUCGUUAGUUAAUAAUUUACCACAGUCAGCCAUCAAAACACAGUUGAUAGUGACGAACACGAAUUCAUCAUCUGUUUCCUCUCCCAGUCAUCAUCAACAACAAUCAUCCAGUCCUGGAACACCUGCUCAAGUUUCUGUACCAAUUUCAUCAUCAUCAUCAGUUGUGAAUGAAAAAACAAAAACAGCAUUGGCCAAUUUACUAAAUAAUCGAUUGAAUUCUCAGCUACAACAACAAAAUCGAAAUAGUGGUGAUACCAAUUCGAUAACCACUGUGACGACACCAUCAUUAUCAAGUGGUUCAUCCUCAUCGCCAUCAUCGCCAGCAUUACAUAAUCAUCAGAGCGCGAAAAUUACAUUACAACCAGUAACUGUAUAUUCUCCUAAUAAUAAUAAUAAUGUAAAUAAUUCUGGGGCGUCAAAUAAUGUGAUGAAUCAAUCACCUGUUCAUCAACAAGCGGAUCAAUCAUCGUUACAUAAUCAACAUCCUGGUCAACAUUAUGGUGGUCAGCCGCUACCAUCAUCAUCGAUGAUACCUAGUCAACAACAACCACAAAACGUCGGUCUAUAUAGUUCUAAUAAUCAACAUGCCCAUUAUUCACAGCAACAACGACCGAUGAUUGGUCCACAAUCAAUUCAUGUGGGUCAGCGUUAUCCUACUCCUUCACCUCAUCAUAUACCAUCACAGCAUUCACCUAUAGGGAAUUCAUCAGCAUUACCAGGAAAACCCAAUACCUUUCAGCAUUCUUCGGCAUCAUCAUCACCUGUCCCAACUGGUGGUUCAACUCCUUCAACACCAAGUCCAACAUCGGCAGGAUUGCAUCAUUUAUCUGGACAUAUACAUAAUUACCCGGUUGCACCUAAUCCUCAUUCAUUUUCUUCCAUGCAUCAUUCAAAUCAGAUACUUUCGCCCAUGCAAUCUUUCAAUCAACAUCAUUCACAUCAAACGAAUGUAACUGGUUCAUCAUCUCAUCAUCAUGCCAUGCAACCACAUCAUCAUUCGCUUCAUCAACUUGGACAAGUUCGUCAAACAUUUUGUCCAAAUGCUAAUCAGCAGCAACAGCAUCCACCAUAUAUUCCUCAUCCUCCCAAUAUGCAACAACAUCCACAUGCGAAUAGAACAAUGGUUCCUUUUCAUCAUCAUCAGCAACAUGGAGCUACUCGACAACACCUUUCAUCAUCAUUUCAGCAACAACAUUUGCAAUCUUUAGCCAUACGUUUCUAUGGACAUGAAACAACAUCUGGAUCUCUUAUCGGAAAUAAAAGCUGCUUAAUUGGCUGUACCUUUUAUAUUUCAAACGUAUAUGCUGAAAAUCGUUACACAUCAAAUUUGAUCGACGGCUGGAAACGUCGUAUAGAAAAAUUUGGUGGUAAAGUUGUUACUGAUCUUAUAAACAAUAAUGUGACACAUGUCAUAACCGAACAUUUGAAUUUACCAAUGCGAACAUCUCAAUGUCAAUAUCAACAAAUAUUACCCCAACAAAAUGGUGAUCAUCGUUAUGUAUCGAUAUUCUGGUUGAAUGAUGUGUUAGAGUCUGGGCGAUUACUUCCACCAUGGCGUUUUUAUCAUCUUCCUGUAGCAUUUAAUCCACAACUAAUGCCUUGUAAACAUCAUGUGAUCUCUAUAACAAAUUUCCAUCAAGAUGAACGUUCAAUGCUAAAACAUUUAAUAGUUCGAACUGGCGCUCGUUAUACAGAUUAUCUAACUCAAAAAAAUACUGUACUGAUUUGUAAAAGGCCUGAAGGAGAAAAAUAUCUAAAAGCCAUGAAAUGGCGUAUGGCUGUUGUAAACAUUACAUGGCUGCAAGAUGUGCUUUUUGGCAAUGGAGAUUGUAUAUCCGUUGGUAAUCUACCAAAAAGAUAUCGAAUUUUUGAUCAUCAAAAUGUGCAGUCUACGAAAAUAAAUGGCAAAGAAAAUAAAGAAUCAGAAAAAAAUUCAGAAUCAACAAUGCAAAAAGAUACAUUCAAAUUGGACUAUAAUGUGUCCCAAGGUAUGAUGUCUUCAUGGCGUUCGCCGAUCAGAUAUGAUGAAAAAGAUCUCAUUAAACAUCAAGAAAUGGUCAAACAACUUGAAGAGCAAAAGAAAAUACAGGAAAAAACUAAUAAUCAAAAAACUGAUACUGAAUCAUCCACAACCGAAGACAACAGCAAGACUAAUAAAAAAUUCAAUGGUGAAAUCUCAUCGAAUAAUGAUGAACAAAAUACCUCUGAUUAUAAACAACAUGGUUCUAAAAGAUUAUUAGAAAAUGAUGGAGAAGAAAAUGUUGUCAAGAAUGCUCUACCAAAUGGUGAUCAUAUGAAUAUUGAUGAUCAGGAUGAAGAUUCUCUAAUAUUAUCAACCAAACGAUUCAAAACUUCAGAUGAAAAUGAAGAUCCUCAUUCGAUCGUUAAAGAAGUAGUAAUGUCUUCGCUGGAUAAUAUUUUGGCCAAGUCAGAAUCCGAAAAUUUAAACCUUAUCAAUAAUGAAGAAGAGAAUAGCUGUCAAACAAAUGAUAGCUUUUAUGGAUCAUCAACAUCAAAUAAUACACCGACCAAUGGUACUCAUCCAAUGAUUUCGGUGAAUGGAACAAACAGUGAUUCGAAUAACAGCUCAAACCUUCAUGAUAUUAGCGCUGAUGAUAUCGUAACUUUAUCUUCAUCGCCACCAUUACAAAAUGAUGCAAAUUCUUCCGAAUUCAAAGUCCCAUUAGAUGUGAAUCAACGAAAAUUUCAAUUAAAAUUAAAACAACAAUUACGUCCAUCAAAUGAAUAUGUUAUUAUGUUGGUCGGCCUAAUCCGUCGAUCGGGCCAAUAUGAACGGUACAGACAAAUUAUACAAAAUCUUGGUGGUCGGGUUGUACAACAACCAGCCGAUUGCCUCAAGGCAACACAUCUGGUCAUCGGAUCAGAAUGGAAUCGUACCUUGUUGCCGAAAAUUUCCAUAAAUUUUUUAUGUACCUUUGCUCGGACAAAAUUUAUGGUUAACAGUGAUUGGCUUGAUCAGUCUUCGAAAGCCGAACAUUUUUUAUCAGAGCAACAAUUUGAAUAUGCACGAACAUCUUAUGAUAAUCAUCCGGAAAACAAUGUUCAAGAUCAACAGGUUUCAAUGACAAAUAUCGAAGAUCAAAGAUCAAAUUCAUCAUCCACUUCAUCAUCAUCACUUUCAUCUUUUACAUCAUCAUCAUCGCUAAUAUUUGAAACGUAUCAGAUAGAUUUAUGUAAAUCAUGGCAACGUCGUCGCUCGGAUUUGUUUCAUAAUAUUCUUUGUUUAUUGACACCUAGCCUCAUUCCUGCACCUCCCAUAUUGAAACAAAUUAUUGAGGCAAACGGUGGCCAAGCUGUUUUGAAACGUAUGCCUAAUCGAAGACAAUUGAUGCAUUUAUUCGACCAAAACGAUGGCCCAAAAUGGCCAAUAAAAAUUGUCAUAAUCACUUGUGAAACAGAUUUACAUUUGCUGGCUGAUUAUUUAAUACAGCAUCCACAAGUUGAAAUUGUUAACUGUAAUUUUAUUGUCGAUUCAAUAUUGAAACAAAAUAUUGAUUAUAAAUCAUUUCGAUUGAUUCCCGAACAAUUGAAUGGAUUAUCUAACACAAUUAAGACAACAACAACGAACAUAUGUGGAACAUCAGUCAAUUCUAAUGCCAAAGAUUCUAACAAUAACAUACAUCUAAAUCAAAAUCAUCAUUCUCAUUCAAAUCCUCAUCUUGUACCGACUACCACAGCACCACUACCAAAAUAGUCAUUAUCAUUUACAUUACCAUCAUUAUCAUUGUCUUCGGAACGAAAUGAAAAUUCUUCCACAAAAUAGUGUUCAGAACAUAAAUAUUUCAUUUUUUUUUCUUUCGAUUCGACAUUAAACACAUUUUUUUGUUAACAUUCGCUAUUGUGAAUAGCAUAUUCACAUCUUGCAAAUCAUCACAACACUAUCGUGUUUGGAAAUUGAUUUUAUUGUGUCUUCAUUUUUUUUUGUUUGAUCUAUCAUUCAUCCCUUUUCAACAACCUUGUCCACAACAG
Dermatophagoides pteronyssinus (European house dust mite) is the source of this 8296-nucleotide messenger RNA. RefSeq lists its product as uncharacterized. Gene Ontology annotation, cellular component: MLL3/4 complex. NCBI's taxonomy places the organism in Eukaryota, Metazoa, Arthropoda, Arachnida, Sarcoptiformes, Pyroglyphidae. The record is from RefSeq and is a predicted model, not a curated record.